Striga hermonthica is the source of this 3123-nucleotide messenger RNA. The record is from the annotation of a GenBank genome assembly. NCBI's taxonomy places the organism in Eukaryota, Viridiplantae, Streptophyta, Magnoliopsida, Lamiales, Orobanchaceae.
AUGGGUGUGAACACAUUGUUCAUUUCUGUGGCUUGUACUGCUCUAAGCCUAGUCGGCCUCCAGUAUUGGACAGAUGUUUCACUUGAAAAGCAUAAAUCAAGUGGUUUGGUUGUUGAUGAAUUUCUUAAUUUGGAAGAUGUAAGCCAUGCCUUGGAGUUACUCUUGGGUUCGUACACCACUCUUGUGUUGGUGGCCUGUUUUGCAACUAAUGUAGCUGUCUUGACAAUUUUAGGCUUAAAGACAAUAUUCUUUUCAGAGUUGUAUACAUCAGAGAUACGGAAAAUGCUUGAGCGCCUUAUUAAUUAUAUCAUAUAUAAGGGAACUUUUCUUCCAUUAGUGGUUCCACCAACAAUAUUUCAAGCAGGACUGUGGUCGACUUGGUUAGCUGUACUUUGUUUUUUGAAGAUGUUUCAAGCUUUGGCCAGGGAUCGACUUGAACGAUUGAAUGUUUCUCCUUCUGCCACCCCUUGGACAUACUUCCGCGUAUAUUCUGCGCUGUUGUUUGUUCUCUCUGGUGACUUGCUCUGGAUAUUGCUAUGUCUGAUAAUAUACAAUGAGACUAGUUCACCAAUGUUUUUGUUGUUAUUCUUUGAGCCUUCAAGCAUUGCUUUUGAAACAUUACAGGCAAUUGUGGUUCAUGGAUUUCAAUUGCUUGAGAUAUGGUUUCAUCACUCUGCAGGAGAUAGUGAGAGUUGCCGGUUAUCAAAAAUAUUGGAUAUAUCCCCAGCCGGCUUUUUGGGGGAGUGGAAAGGCAUCCUCAUCCGAAAUUUGGGGUUUUUCCUGGACAUGAUGACAAUGCUGAUGGCUAUUGCUCAUUAUUUGCAUAUUUGGUUUCUUCAUGGAAUGGCAUUUCAUCUUGUGGAUGCUGUCCUUUUCCUAAAUAUCCGUGCAAUUCUAAGUGCGAUUGUGAGACGUGCUAAGGGUUUCAUCAAACUACGUGGUGCUCUGGGAACCCUUCAUGGGGCCCUUCCAGAUGCCACAUCUGAAGAGCUCAGAGUAUAUGAUGAUGAGUGUGCAAUUUGUAGGGAACCGAUGGCAAAAGCUAAGAAGCUGUCUUGUAAACAUCUUUUUCAUCUUGCGUGCUUGAGAUCUUGGUUGGACCAAGGUUUAGCUGAGAGUUACUCAUGCCCCACUUGUCGGAAGCCACUAUUUGCAGGCAGACCUGAAAAUGGGGCUAGUACCAGGGCUGCCGAAAUUCCAAGAGAUGAGCAGCUAGCUCGUUCAUUGAGCACUGGGCUUGAUAGGCCAAAUCUUCCUGGUCAUAAUCCUCAUCCUGGAGUCUUCCCUAGCCAGUCACAGAAUCCAGAGAGGGUGAGUGGGAUCGACUCAAGCUGGUUGAGUUUGGAUGGGGCUGGACCAUCUAGGUUGAGUCGCGUUCAGAUGGUAGUGAGACAACUUGCAGCUGUAGGAGAAACUUAUGACCAAACUGUCCUUGAGGAUGCUGCUUGGAGUCUUUUCCCCCCGGAUCCCUCUCAGGCUGGUACAUCCAGGUCAGCAGCUACACCUGCUGCUAGUCCAUUGCACUAUCCUAGAGGUGCUGCCGGUUUGCAUGUGAGAUCAACAUCACAAACUGUGAAUGGUAGCCUGGCGAAUAUAAUGGCCAUGGCUGAAACAGUACGGGAAGUGCUGCCCCAUAUUCCUGAUGACCUAAUCUUUCAGGAUUUGCAGCGGACAAAUUCGGUGGCUGUCACUGUGAAUAAUCUUUUGCAAAUCUCUAUCAGUUUGGGCGACGAAGGGAGUUGCUUCAGUAAGCUGUUGUUCUCCACGCUUGUAAUGGAGAUAAAAUCAAGACGAUCGAGCACAAAACCCAGCCGGAGGAUUUCCGGCGGCAGACAAGAGACUAUGGCCGUUCCCAUGGACAGAAUCAGCGCCUUGCCGGAUGACGUCAUCUGCCACAUCCUCUCGUUCCUCUCAACUCGGAGGUGCGUGCAGACCAGCAUUUUGGCAAGAAGGUGGCGGUCCCUUUGGGCUCAUUCCCCCAUUUUGGAUUUCGACUUUACCGGAGAAUUGUUGGACUAUUGGAACAACAUGGUAGAAAUCAUCAACACGGUUAUGUUCCUUCACAAAGGGCAAAACAUAAGUACUUUUCGCUUAGCUAAUGAGGACAUCUGUGGCCUCUCUCAGGAUGAAAUAGAUGCUUGGAUUGUCACUCUCAUUUCGUCUCUCAUUUCGUGCAAUGUCCGUAAUCUUUAUAUUUGGUUAGAUGUUAAAAUGCCUCUCUGUCUGUUUUCGUGCGGAACCCUUGUUGAUUUGAGUCUUUCUUGUUGUUGCUGUGACUUCCCUUUGACCACCACUGUAUAUUUGCCUUCCCUGAAAAGGCUUCAACUUGACUCAGUUGAGUUUGAAUGUGAUGAAUGCUUUACGCGCCUGGUUUCUGGUUGCCGGGUGCUUGAGGAGUUGAGUUUGCUGUCGGACACUGUGCUAAGCUGUUUUGUUUCUUCACCUUCUCUAAUUAGGCUCAAACUCAGUACAGAUUGUGAUAUAGAUAGUGAAACGGUCUUGAGGGUGAAGAUAGAUACUCCGGCACUCAGAUUUCUUGAAUUACGUGAUAUUAGAUCUGAGGAAAUCUCAGCCGAGGGGUUUGCAUCCUUAGUUGAGGCAAAUAUAUACAUGAAUCUCGUUGAGCCGAUUGAAGAUGUUGUUUCUUAUUCUCAUUCUGUGAUGGGAUUAGUCAAUAAGCUGUGUAAUGUGACGUGCCUGAAUUUAUCAACUCGAACGAUGGAGGUUCCUGAUUCUGCAUUUCGUGCAUUGGUUGUAAAAUUCCCAAAUUUAACCAAACUAGAUUUUUCAGCAGACGUCCGUUUUAUCCCAUUUCUCCUUGAAAAUGCUGACAAUCUCGAAACCAUCACAUUCGGUUCGCUGUAUGGAGAUCAAGAACGCUGGAUUGAGCCCAAAAAAGUGGCACCGUGCUUGGUAUCACAUCUUCGAACAGUGAGAGUUACUUACUUUAGCUUUACUGCUCUACAGUUUAAAAUGGUAAGAUACAUUAUACGGAAUGCUAAAGUCUUGAGGAGGAUGGAAAUACAAACCCGACACUGUACCCUGAAGGAAAAACAUGAAGCGAUCAAGAAAAUAUCAUUAUCUGAGAGAGGAUCUGAGGCAUGUCAAGUUGUCAUCCUUUGA